Messenger RNA from Entelurus aequoreus (snake pipefish), 5920 nucleotides. Its product is annotated as class I histocompatibility antigen, F10 alpha chain-like. The record is from RefSeq and is a predicted model, not a curated record. The transcript is spliced from 7 exons. Lineage: Eukaryota; Metazoa; Chordata; Actinopteri; Syngnathiformes; Syngnathidae. The coding region runs from base 4128 to 5213 and encodes 361 amino acids. Gene Ontology annotation, biological process: immune response. Gene Ontology annotation, cellular component: external side of plasma membrane.
UUUAAAAUGUCACUUUAUAAGUUAACCCGGCCGUAUUGGCAUGUGUUGCAAUGUUAAGAUUUCAUCAUUGAUAUAUAAACUAUCAGACUGUGUGGUCGCUAGUAGUGGCUUUCAGUAGGCCUUUAAAUUGUCAGGAAAGAAGAGGAAGGAAUUUAAAAGGUAAAAAUUUAUAUUUGUUUAAAAAUCUUAAAGUAAUUUUUAAGGUUGUAUUUUUUUCUCUAAAAUUGUCUUUCUGAAAGUUAUAAGAAGCAAAGUAAAAAAAAUAAAUGAAUUCAUUUAAACAAGUGAAGACCAAGUCUUUAAAAUAUUUUCUUGGAUUUUCAAAUUGUAUUUGAGUUUUGUCUCUCUUAGAAUUAGAAAUGUCGAGCAAAGUGAGACCAGCGUGCUAGUAAAUAAAUACAAUUUAAAAAGUAGAGGCAGCUCACUGGUAAGUGCUGCUAUUUGAGCUAUUUUUAGAACAGGCCAGCGGGCUACUCAUCUGGUCCUUACGGGCGACCUGGUGCCCGCGGGCACCGCCUUGGUGACCCCUGGUCUACUUGUUCAUACAAUAAUGUGUGUCAAAUGAGCUUUGACAGGGCGCAGGCUGGACUCUGGAGCCUACGUUAGCUGUCACCUGGCUGUGCUACACUCUGGACAAGUCACUAGUUCAUUACAAAAAACAGUCGCCAGUUGAUUGUAGAGCAAGGAUGUGACUGUGCAUGUGUGUUACACACAUAUCACUGUCGGACAAACAUGUGCGCCCAUUAGAGGCUGCAUUGAAUUGUAUUGUGACACAUUCAACUUCUACUCAGUAAGAAACAUUGUUCUUAAUAAUAACUGAAUAAUGACCUUAGUUACCUUAUCAUGAUGUGUUGCAUGUGCUCUUGUAAAAUGUGUCAUUGAAUAAUAAUACAGCAUUUACAUAAUAAUACUCUGACUUGGUAAGUGGUUCAUCAUGAAAGAAAAUGAAACAAAUUGGGUGCAUGACGCCAGGCACUAGGGGUGUGGGAAAAAAUCGAUUCAAAUUCGAAUCACGAUUCUCACGUUGAAUCGAUUCUCAUUUUUAAAAAAUCGAUUUUACACACAUAUACACAUUCUGUACAUGUACAAGUACAUAUGCAUACAUCUACUCAUGCACAUAAUCACGUUUCAUCAAACAUAUAUUAAUGUUGUUGCCCUAGAGCAGGGGUCGGCAACCCGCGGCUCCGGAGCCGCAUGCGGCUCCUUGACCACUCUGAUGCGGCUCAGCUACAUACAUGCCGAACCCCCCGAUUUUCCCAGGAGAUUUAUGGAUCUCAGUGUCUCUCAUAGAUUACUCCCAGGGAAAAAAUAAUCCUAUUUACACUCUAAUUACUAAAUAAAGGGCGUGCUGUAAUUGCACUGCAGUAAUUGUCCUCUAUAGCAUUUACAUACAGCGUGCCAGUCCAGCCACAUGUUGCAUGUUGUUAUUACUUGCACACACAGGAGACAGCAAAGCAUACUUACUCAUCAGCCACACAGCUUACACUGACGGUAGCCAUAUCAAACAACUUUAACAUUGUUACGUUACAAAUAUGCGCCACACUGUGAACCCACACCAAAAAAGAAUGAAAAACACAUUUCUGGAGAACAUCCCACCGUAACACAACAUAAACACAACACAACCAUUACCCAGAAUCCCAUGCAGCCCCUAUCUCUUCCGGUCUACAUUAUUACAUUAUACACCCCGCUACCACCAAAUCCCCCCACACAUCAACCCCCCCCCCCCCUCUCCGUGCGUUGGUUGAGCGGAAGAGUUAGGGCUGCAUGGGAUUCUGGGUAUUGGCACCGUCAGUGUAAGAUGUGUGGCUGCUGAGUUAGUACGCCUUGCUGUCACUUACGUGAGCAAGCUGAAAUUGCAUUUUACAUGUGGUCGAGCAGGUACACUGUUAGGGCCGACUGUAGAGGGCGCCAAAUGCAGGGUCAUCCCGCUCUGAUAUUCGGGAGUCUCCCGGGAAAAAUGAGAGGGUUGUCAAGUGUGAUGCUAUCAAGCGCCAAUCAUUCAAAACUCGCGGGCUGCAUUAACAUCAAAUUUCUACACUAAAGUGCGUUCCGGUGCAUGUGUCGGAGACCCCUGGUUAUCAUAGCACAAAGCAUUUAAGCUUUGUAUGCGGUGUUUUUCAUUUUAAAUUUAAUUUUUUUUUUUGUGGCUCCCAUUACUUUCUUUAAUUUGUGAAACUUGCCAAAAUGGCUCUUUGAGUGGUAAAGGUUGCCGACCCCUGCCCUAGAGUAAACUGGGUAUAACACAUGACACACUGACAAAGCUUAACCGAUUGUUACUAUAACAAUCUACAAGGUUAAUAUAGGUUGCGUCUCUUUCUUCCCCUCCAUUUUUCUGCAUUCUUUUGUAUCUCUAGUUAUCAUUACGUAUAUGUAUUGUUGCAUUUGAACAACUGUAUUGUUGAUAAUAAAGGUAGAUUAUUGGUAUUGUUCAUUAUCAAUAGCGCUAUUUCUAUUGGUAUUUGUAUUGCUCCAUUUGUAGUGUAAUAAUGCUCAUUGUCAUUUCUGUAUUAUUUUUUAUUUUCGCUAACUGCUUAUUUGCUAUCACUUUUACCAUCAUAUUUGUACAUGUCGUAUUUGCUGAUGUUGCUCUAUUGUUGUUGUUGUUGUUAUUGUUGUGUUUACUGUUGUUGUUUGUGUCUCUCUGUCUAAUCCCCCUCUUGUCCCCACAAUUCCCCCCUCUGUCUUCCUUUUUUCCUCUUUCUAUCCCCUCCUGCUCCGGCCCGGCUGCACCAAAUGAUAAUAUAAAUACAUUUAAUAAAGUCAAAUACAAAUAAGGCAACAAGAGAAGUAUCCUACACUUCUCUUUUGUAAAGUAAAUCUGAACAGCCGAUAUGGGCAUCUACAUCUGCUAUAUGAUUUGCCUGAGAAGCUGGACAGGACACAAAAAAAAUAAAAAAAUAAAUCAAAUUAAAUUAAAAUAAAAAUCGAUUUUUUAAUUUUUUUUUAAUUUUUUUUAUUUAUUUAAAUUAUUUUUAUUUUUUUAAAUUAAUCAAUCCAACAAAAAAAUACACAGCAAUACCGUAACAAUGCAAUCCAAUUCCAAAACCAAACCCGACCCAGCAACACUCAGAACUGCAAUAAACAGAACAAUUGAGAGGAGACACAAACACGACACAGAACUAACCAAAAGUAGUGAAACAAAAAUGAAUAUUAUCAACAACAGUAUCAAUAUUAGUUACAAUUUCAACAUAGCAGUGAUUAAAAAUCCCUCAUUGACAUUAUCAUUAGACAUUUAUAAAAAUAAAUAAAAAAGAACAAUAGUGUCACAGUGGCUUACACUUGCAUCGCAUCUCAUAAGCUUGACAACACACUGUGUCCAAUAUUUUCACAAAGAUAAAAUAUUUUUGGUUCAUUUAAUAGUUAAAACAAAUUUACAUUAUUGCAAUCAGUUGAUAAAACAUUGUCCUUUACAAUUAUAAAAGCUUUUUACAAAAAUCUACUACUCUGCUUGCAUGUCAGCAGACUGGGGUAGAUCCUGCUGAAAUCUAUGUAUUGAAUGAAUAGAGAAUCCUUUAAAAUCGGGAAAAUAUCGUUUUUGAAUCGAGAAUUGCGAUGAAUCGAGAAAAAAAAAUCGAUUUAGAAUCGAAUCGUGACCCCAAGAAUCGAUAUUGAAUCAAAUCGUGGGACACCCAAAGAUUCGCAGCUACCAGGCACUGUCAAGAAGAGUAAAAAAGACAAAGAUUGAAGGUGGCAAUGAAUGGGGUAGAGGGGCCCACAAAGAUACUCUUUCAGAGGGACCACAAUUCCCAGCAAGGGCCUUGACAAGCAAUAUUAAAUAGAUGAUAAAUAACUAUGAUAUCAAUAAAUGUAACAAUGUUAUAUAGCAAAGUAAAAGUUGUGUUUCUUAUCUAAGUAAAUGUAACUGGUUACUACUCACCUAUGUGGAUAAGUGUGUUCACUUUUGACAGCUACGACAAAAUUAAAGCAAAACAUAAUAAAAAUGAUUUAUUUGUCAUAAGAAACCAUCUUUAUCUUUCGUGACGGUCGCUGCGUUUAGAAACAAGCAUCCAGUCAAUGUUUGGCUUCACCGUGUCUAAUUUCACUUUCACUUUCUUUGAUAUUGUGCCAGCAGAAGCGUCUGCCUCACACUUUUCCCCCACGUUCAGCACUUUGGCCACAGCCAGUCAAUGGCAUUAAAAGUGACAAACAUCUUUUUGUUUCGUGCCGACAUCAUGGACUUGUUUUUAUUCUUUCUUCUGGUCGUGCAAAUGCACAGCGUGACGCCUGUGAUUCACACGCUGCAGUAUUUCCACACUGCAUCCUCUCAAGUUCCAAACUUCCCAGAGUGUGUGGUUGUUGGUUAUGUUGAUGGAGUUGAGAUUAGUUACUAUGACAGCAACAUCAGGAAAGCAGAAUCCAAACAGGACUGGAUGAACAAAAUCACAGCAGAGGAUCCAAAAUACUGGCAGAUAGAAACAGAGAUCAGUGUUCGUAAUGAGUUUAAUGACAAACACAACCUUGAAGUUCUUAAGAAGCGUUUCAACCAAACUGGAGGUGUUCACAUUGUCCAGAAGAUGUCAGGAUGUGAAUGGAAUGAUGAGACUGAUGAGGUUACAGGUUGGAAUCAGCAAGGUUAUGAUGGAGAAGAUUACAUAUUGUUGGACAUGAAGACAUGGACAUGGACUGCAGCAAAACCACAAGCUUUCCCCGACAAACUCCAGUGGGACCAGAACAUAUUUCUACUAGACUACAAAAAGUAUUAUUUCACUGAGGAUUGUCCUUCUUACUUGAAGAAGUAUGUGAACAAUGGGAAGAAGGUCCUAAUGAGAACAGAGCUUCCAGAGGUGUUCCUCCUCCAGAAGACGCCAUCCUCUCCAGUCACCUGCAUGGCGACAGGUUUCUACCCCGACCUCGCCGACCUGUUUUGGAGGAAAGACGGCGAGCAGAUGUUGGAGGACGUGGAGCACGGAGAGCUGCUCACCAACCACGACGGAACCUUCCAGAUGUCGGUGGAGCUGAAAGUGGAGGUGACGGCCGAGGUGGAGGGCAAGUACGAAUGUGUGUUCCAGCUGUCUGGCGUCAAGGAGGACCUGGUCACCAAGCUGGAGAGAAGAAGCAUCCUGAGCAACGCAAGCCAUGAAGACAACUUGAGCGUCGCCCUCGCUGCCACGGCGGCGGUCGUCGCUGUGGCGGCCGUCCUGGCGGCCAUCAUCAUGGUCAUGGUCAGGCGUCACAGAAACAGACAAGCCCAGUACGAUCCAGCUCGUAAGUAAAACAUCUUUUCUUUGAGCCGCAAGAAACAAAGCCGUGGUGAAGCGUCACUCACAUGGAGGUCUGAUGUGGACCUUUGUUACAAGUUUAGCCUGAAAAUCCCAACUUGGGCUGACUCCUUCACAAUAAAAGAGCCUCCUGUGAGCACACGCAAUACAAAGUGUGGCAUAUCUCACGUUUGACAUGAGUCCUCAUGAUGGGGAUCAGCCAAAUGAGACCUCAAGUGUGCUGACUCAUCAAGAAGGUAUCCUAGUCAGGAAGUAGAAGAGCAGCACUCUGCUUCUUCAUGUUUCCAAGUCACACCUCAAAGAUCUGAUGUGAGUGACGAGGCACCUUCUGGAUGUUCUUCCUUCACCGUUUGCGUUUGUCCCGCAGCUCGCCACGGCGGCGUGGAGCUCUCCGAGAGGGUGGCGGCUGAAGGCUGAGAUGCUUUGUGCACUGGAACACAGAGAGAUGUCUCCAUCGCUGAGGGACGUCAUGGAGAUGUGCUUUGUUCUUCAUCCCACUGCUCCUCACGCUAUUCCAUCUAUUCUUCUUUGGCCGUUAAAAUACUUUCAACAUCAAACGUUGGUGGCUAUAAAAUCAUUCGGGGCUCACGUUUCAUGGCCUUGACAUCAUGACGAGGAUUUCUUCUUUCUUUGAAUGGCCGCUGCUUAUGAUCAAUAUCACAUUGUGUCACAUCUCUGUCAAUAAAUCCGUUUGUUCUCCA